Drosophila serrata is the source of this 701-nucleotide messenger RNA. RefSeq names its product mitochondrial ribosomal protein S28 (gene mRpS28). Gene Ontology annotation, cellular component: mitochondrial small ribosomal subunit. The record is from RefSeq and is a predicted model, not a curated record. NCBI's taxonomy places the organism in Eukaryota, Metazoa, Arthropoda, Insecta, Diptera, Drosophilidae.
CGAUAACGGAGUAUCUUCUUCUUGAGUGUUUUCCAAAUUGUUUUUCUUUUUGUCAGAAAUAUUGAAUAAAAGUCAUGUCGCUGUUGCAAAAACUAAGCAAAUCAGCGCUUCAGGUGAGCUCAUUUGCUGGCCGCAGGCGGAUGCCAGUGGCCUUGCGCUUGCUGAGUGGAGAAACGGAGAAAGGGCCGGCGGUGGAGACGGUGGCUCCCGUGGAGACUGCGACGGAGAGCAGCGGCAGCAAGGGAGGAUUCGCUCGUGCUUUCGACAAGUAUACGGCUCCUGCCACGCCUGAGCAGCCGCCGGAGGACAACCAGACCUUCGCCUCUUUGCUGAGGAACUCCAAGUUCGUGGAUUUGGGCAGUGCUGAGGGCAAGGUGGUCAGUGGCAAGAUAUUCCAUGUGGUGGGCGAUGAUCUCUACAUAGACUUUGGGUGGAAGUUUCACUGCGUCUGCACUCGACCAGCUCGCAAUGCCAGCGACUAUGUCAAGGGAGCGCGCGUCCGCCUGCGCGUCAAGGAUCUGGAACUGUCCACCCGUUUCCUGGGCUCAUCCAAGGAUAUUACUAUUCUGGAGGCUGACUGCCAGCUGCUAGGCCUCCUGUCCUCGCCCACCCGCCAGUCGACAACCAGAACAGCGCCCAAGAUGGAAGACAUCCUUUAAAUCAUUUAUUUUGUGCAUUAAAUCAAGGUUCGUUAAUCGUUA